Kickxella alabastrina is the source of this 792-nucleotide messenger RNA. RefSeq lists its product as uncharacterized. Gene Ontology annotation, molecular function: sequence-specific DNA binding; zinc ion binding. Lineage: Eukaryota; Fungi; Kickxellomycota; Kickxellomycetes; Kickxellales; Kickxellaceae. The record is from RefSeq and is a predicted model, not a curated record. The transcript has a single exon. Gene Ontology annotation, biological process: regulation of DNA-templated transcription. Bases 1 to 792 code for a protein of 263 amino acids.
AUGCAUUUCUCCAAUGACGAAGUUAUUUUCCAGCAACCAUCUCAUUUAUCGCCUAAUGGGUUGACUGGAAAUUUCAGUCAGUUAUAUUCCUCUUCUCAACAACAGUGCUUCCAGCAGCAACAACAGCAGGUGUUUUAUCCGCAGUUGAAUAACAGUCAAAACCAGGUACAUUUGCCUACCGAUCUGCUUUACCCAUGCUACCCGCAGCAACCCCACGAUAUUCCCGCACAAGAUCACUCGAUGAUGAUACAAUAUCCAUUGUCAUCAGUACCAGCGCUGCCGCUGCCCUCCCUGCCGUCUUUUGACACCACUAGACCAAGAUUGAUAAAAACUAAGGACCUCGAGCAGCAGCGGAAUCAGCAAAAAGUGUGCUCCAACUCGUCGUGCCAGGUUGCGCUAAGCCCCACGUGGAGACGGCGCAAGCGCGAUAAUGCACGGGUAUGCAAUAGCUGCGGGUUAUACGAAAGUCUUCACGGAACCGACAGGGUGAUGGUUGUCAACGCGCAAGGCCAGAAAGUUGUCAAGCGUAAGCCCAGGGGUACGGGAAAAAAGGCCAGGGAAAACAAGAUUCGAGAGGCGCUGACCCAGCAGCAGCAGGCAGUUGAUUAUAUGAUGCAGUUUGGCGGUGUCCGUCCAAACCAUGCGCAGCGGCAGCAAGAGCAUAUGCAACAACUUUUAGAAGACCAGGCAGCCAUCGACAAUUUGUCCCAGAACACGGUUGUGCAGCCAGCCGCCGAUGACAUGUUCAAUGCACUUGCACCCUUCCAAAUCUACAGCCAGCCAACCAACUAA